This is a messenger RNA of Nasonia vitripennis (jewel wasp), 1080 nucleotides long. RefSeq lists its product as uncharacterized. NCBI's taxonomy places the organism in Eukaryota, Metazoa, Arthropoda, Insecta, Hymenoptera, Pteromalidae. Bases 203 to 685 code for a protein of 160 amino acids. The transcript is spliced from 2 exons. The record is from RefSeq and is a predicted model, not a curated record.
AAAACCAGUUUGCCCGUACCAAGCGACUAGCGAUUAUACUGAAUCGCGCCUGACGCAAGCGUAAAAUCCUAAUCGUCUCCGGAGUUUCAGUAUAAAUUCGGCGGCCACGGCGUGCGCUUCAUUCCGUCUUCGGCAUCAACUCGCUCAACAUCCUUGCGACAAGCUUGGACUUUCGAGAUCACCCAAGGAGCUUCUGGUCAACAUGAACAAGUCCGUCAUAGCUACUUUGGUCCUGCUGGUGGCUACGUGGCAGCUCACCGAGUGCGAGGCAGAUGGACUUUUGGGGACUUUCGGCAAGGUGACGGAAAAGAUAGGCGAAAAGACGGUGAAGAUUGGUGAGAAGGUGAAAGAAGACGUGAAGGUCGUGAAGGAGACGAUCACUACUUUAUUGACUGGACAGAAGAACAAGGAGGAACAUAAGGAAGAUAUAGCGGACAGUUAUUCUGGACUGCCUGUGGUACCGACGUCUCAGCCCCAGACUCAUCCGAACUUGUCGGGCGCUACUUUGUUUGGACAGAAGGACAAGAAGGACCAUAAGGAAGAUACGAAUAGUGAUUUCAAACCGACGAACAAACCGACUACAACGGAGUCUUCAACACAGGAUCCAAGAUUUACAAUUAACAGUGCUCCGAGAUGUCUACCUGGACAAGACUUUAUUGCGGGUGCAUGUCACGAGAGAGCGUAAUUCCUUAAAAACGUGCAUGAGAUUUGGUGUGCCUAUUAUUAUAAAAAAACCUGGAAGUUUCUAAGAAGAUCUGAUGAGCAGAGAUGGAGACCAAGGAUGCGCUUACGUAAUUUAUUGAAUUAUUUUGACGCGAACGGUAUUCCUUGCACAAGUGCGAUAUCAAAAUUUCAAUUAUUUAAGCUAAAUUAUUCACUCUCGACGUUACAAACGUCUGAUUACGACGCAUUCGAGCAUUUAAAUGCUAAUAGACCUUGAAUGCUUGAAUCACAUGGGUAUUUAGUUGUUCAGUCGUUAUAUGCAUCAUUUUACACGCUAAGUUGUUGCGGCUAAUUUUCUAAAAGCUUUUUAUAUGGUUAUUUUAUUAUAAAUAAACACAUGCAUAAUCCAUACGAGUA